UUGUAUGUAUGUUAGUAUAGUCGUUAGUUUGAUUAAAGUUAUUAUUAAUAAAUAAAUACAAUAAUGAGUUCAUGUGACGCACCAAUUGUUGAAGUGAAACAGGGAAAAUUAAAAGGGAAAAUCGAAAAAACAUAUAAAGGUGGAUCGUUUUAUGCGUUUUAUGGUGUACCAUUUGCACAACCACCAAUUGGAAAUUUACGAUUUAAGGGUCCAAGGCCACCAUUACCAUGGAAUGGAAUUCGUGAUGCUCUAGUGGAAGGUAAUGCAUGUCGAUCACGUCAUAUGAUUACUAAUGAAUUUGUUGGUUCGGAAGAUUGUUUAUAUGUUAAUGUUUUCACGCAACAGCUACCACCAGUUCCUAAACUAAAACCGGUAUUAUUUUACAUUCAUGGAGGGGCUUUUAUCCAAGGAUCAAAUUCAAUUGAUUACUAUGGCGGUGAACGGUUUUUAACAGAAGAUGUUGUACUGGUAACAACAAAUUAUCGACUUGGUGCUGUAGGUGCUAUUGGUUUUAAAAAUCCCGAAUUAGAUGCACCUGGAAAUUGUGGACUGAAAGAUUGUAUAGCCUCAUUAAAAUGGGUUAAAGAAAAUAUUGAGAAAUUUGGUGGUGAUCCAACAAAUAUCACCAUUUUUGGUGAAAGUGCUGGUAGUGCUCUUUGCCAUUAUUUAAUAUUAGUCCCAGCUGCUAAAGGGCUGUUUAAUCGUGCCAUAUUACAAAGUGGUACAGUUACAUGCCCAUGGGCAUUUAAUCCAAAAUCACAACCAGAGAUAUUGGCGAAACUUUUAGGAUAUACAGGUGAUGCAAAUGAUGAAAAGAGUGUUUAUGAAUUUUUAUUAACAGUUCCAAUUGAGAAAAUAGCCGAAAAACAAGAAUUAAUGGAUUCUUCAAUAGAAGGCUACGAAGGAGGCAUGUUGGCAUGGGCACCAAUUAUAGAAGUAACAGGUUGCCCAUCCGAAACAACUGUAUUAACUCAACAUCCCUUAGAAAUUAUUAAAUCUGGCAAAUUUAAUCAUGUUCCAAUUGUAUUUGGCUUUAAUUCUGAAGAAGGUUUAUUAAUCUGCGGUAAAAUUGCUCCACCAGCUCUGGCUAGUAUUAUCUCUACUACAAACUAUGAAGAUUUCUGUACUGGUUUUGGAUUAAAACGCGGAUCACCAGAAUCUAUACAUCUUGGAAAUACGAUAAAACAGUUUUAUUAUGGUGAUAAAACUCCAAGCAAGGAAAAUUAUAAACCAUUUGUUGAUUAUUGCAGUGAUAUUUUGUUUGUUUUACAAACUAUAGUUGCCAUAAAAUUACACUCAGCUCUAUCAAAUCAACCAGUUUAUUUAUACCGAUUCGCAAUUGAUUUACCAUUUUGCAAAAUUAAGGAAAUGUUUGGUGUACCAUUUCCGGGUUGUUGUCAUGCGGAAGAAUUAUUUUAUUUAUUUAAUAGUGUUCAAUUGCCUGUACCAUUUGAUAGUGAAUCCGAGAAAAUAGUCGAUUCAAUGGUUAAAAUAUGGACAAAUUUUGCUAUUACUGGUGAUGUUAAUUUACCAAAACCAGAUUCUCUAUUGAAUUACAAUUGGCAACCAUGUAAACCAAAUCAAUUUAACUUUUUGAGUAUUGAUACAAAAAUUGAGACUAAAAAUGUUCUUCCAGAAACGGAACGUAUCGCAUUUUGGGAGAAUUUAUUAAAGCUUGUU
Chrysoperla carnea is the source of this 1680-nucleotide messenger RNA. Its product is annotated as juvenile hormone esterase-like. The transcript has 6 exons. The annotation marks the transcript as partial. Lineage: Eukaryota; Metazoa; Arthropoda; Insecta; Neuroptera; Chrysopidae. The record is from RefSeq and is a predicted model, not a curated record.